This is a messenger RNA of Lonchura striata (white-rumped munia), 1860 nucleotides long. NCBI's taxonomy places the organism in Eukaryota, Metazoa, Chordata, Aves, Passeriformes, Estrildidae. The record is from RefSeq and is a predicted model, not a curated record.
AUGUGGCGGCCGCUGGCCGCGCUCGCCGCCCGCGGCGCCGCCACCGGGGCCGCCGGCGGGGCCCGCCCCGCGCCCGCGCCGCUGCCGCUGCUGCUGCUGGCGCUGCUCGGCCGCCGCCGCGCCUGCGGGAGGGCGCGGCGGGCCCGGCAGCGCGGCGGCACCGGGGAGGCGGCGGGAGGAGGAACCGGGAGCGGCGGAAGCGGGGGCGGCGGUACCGGCGGCGGCCGCUGGGGGAGGCCCCGCGGGCGGACGGGGCUGAUGGCGGCGCUCGGUACCGGAGCGUUCGUGUGGGACGGGCAGCGCAUCGAGGAGGAGGAGCUGAGGCGGUCGGCGCAGGAGCUGCAGCGCCUGGAGAAUCCCGAGGCGUUCCCGGAGCAGGAGCGGGGCUGGGAGCCGCUGCUGGAGCGGGAGCGCUUCCGCCUCUGGCGCCGCCCCAUCCCGGGAUCCGGGCUCUUCCAGUACCGGGUUUUCGGCUCCUACACCGACGUCACUCCCCGGCAAUUCUUCAACGUCCAGCUGGACACGGAGUACCGGAAGCAGUGGGACUCGCUGGUGCUGAAGCUGGAGGUGCUGGAGCGCGACCCCGCCACCGGAUCCGAGGUGAUCCACUGGGUCACCCAGUUCCCGUAUCCGAUGUAUUCCCGGGAUUACGUUUACGUGCGGCGCUACAGCGUCGACCCCGAGCGGCAGCUGAUGGUGCUCGUCUCCCGGGCCGUGGAGCACCCCGGGGUCCCCGAGCAGCCGGAGCACGUCCGCGUGCGCAGCUACGAAUCCCACCUGGUGAUCCGGCCCCACCGCGGCUUCGACGAGAACGGCUUCGAUUACCUGCUGACGUACAGCGACAACCCGCAGACCGUGUUCCCCCGCUACUGCCUCAGCUGGAUGGUGUCCAGCGGGAUGCCGGAAUUCCUGGAGAAGCUGCACUCGGCGGCGCUGAAGGCCAAGAAAAUGGAGCUGGAGCUGCGCGACUGCCUCGGCCCCGAGCCCCGCGGAGCCGCCCGCCUCGAGUACGCCUGAGGCUCCGGAAAAACCACGGAAAACAGCGGGAAACGGCGGGAAAAUGGCGGGAAAACAACGGGAAACGGCGGGGAAACAACGGGGAAAGUCAUGGAAAACAACGGGGAAAGUCAUGGAAAACAACGGGGAACGGCAGGAAAACAAUGGGGAAACAACACGAAAACGGCGGGAAAACGGCAGGAAAACAACAGGAAAAUGGUGGGAAAACAAUGAGAAAAUGGCAGGGAAACAACUGGAAAAUGGAUGGGAAAACAACAGGAAAAUGGUGGGAAAAGUCAUGGAAAACAACGGGGAAACGGCAGGAAAACGGCAGGAAAACAACGGGGAAACAACGGGGAAAUGGCGGGAAACAAUGAGAAAAGUCAUGAAAAACGGCGGGAAAACAACGGGGAAAGUCAUGGAAAACAACAGGAAAAGUAAGGGAAAACAAUGGGAAAACGGCAGGAAAACAACAGGAAAAGCCAUGGAAAACGGUGGGAAAAGUCAUGGAAAACAGUGGGAAAACAACAGGAAAAUGGUGGGAAAACAACGGGAAAAUGGCAGGAAAACAGCCGGAAAUCAAUGAGGAAAUGGCGGGGAAACAACUGGAAAAUAACAGGAAAAUGAACAGGAAAAUGGUGGGAAAACAAUGAGAAAUUGGCAAGAGAAGAAGGAGAAAAUCUGGUUGGAAAAGUCGUGGAAAAUGGCGGGAAAACAACGGGAAUUUGGUGGGAAUGCAACAGGAAAAUGGCAGGAAAAGUCCUGGAAAUUGGCGGGAAAGGCUGGGGAAAUGCCAGCAAAAAACGGGGAAAAAACUCUGGGGUUGUGUCAGAAGCACUGGAAAUAAACUGGGAAAAAAAGCCA